CCCACACCCCUGCCUCCCCUCCCCCAGGGCGCUGCGAGGCCAUGCGCAUGCUGCUGGCUGACCAGGGCCAGAGCUGGAAGGAGGAGGCGGUGACCAUGGAGACCUGGCUGCAGGGCCCACUCAAGGCCUCCUGUCUCUACGGGCAGCUCCCCAAGUUCCAGGAUGGAGACCUCACCCUGUACCAGUCCAAUGCCAUCCUGCGACACCUGGGCCGCUCCCUCGGGCUGUAUGGCAAGGACCAGCGGGAGGCAGCCUUGGUGGAUGUGGUGAAUGACGGCGUGGAGGAUCUCCGCUGCAAAUAUGUGACUCUCAUCUACACCAACUACGAGGCGGGCAAGGAGGACUAUGUGAAGGCACUGCCCGGGCACCUGAAGCCUUUUGAGACCCUGCUGUCCCAGAACCAGGGGGGCCAGGCCUUCAUUGUGGGCAGCCAGAUCUCCUUCGCCGACUACAACCUGCUGGACUUGCUGCUGAUUCACCAGGUCCUGGCCCCCAGCUGCCUGGACUCCUUCCCCCUGCUCUCGGCCUACGUGACCCGCCUGAGCGCCCGGCCCAAGCUCAAGGCCUUCCUGGCCUCCCCCGAGCAUGUGAACCGCCCCAUCAAUGGCAAUGGGAAACAAUGAGGGCAGCCCCCUGCCUAGGUGCUGCCUGCCUCCCUUUCCGCAGGACCAAUAAAAUUUCUGAGAGAG
Messenger RNA from Ceratotherium simum simum (southern white rhinoceros), 689 nucleotides. RefSeq names its product glutathione S-transferase P. Lineage: Eukaryota; Metazoa; Chordata; Mammalia; Perissodactyla; Rhinocerotidae. Gene Ontology annotation, biological process: glutathione metabolic process. Gene Ontology annotation, cellular component: cytosol. The record is from RefSeq and is a predicted model, not a curated record. Gene Ontology annotation, molecular function: glutathione transferase activity.